AUGGCGGAGCUCUUGGGCCAGGCCACGAGCAACACCGAGCUGGAAGACAUCGAUGCGGAUGGCGAAUAUGAGAUGGAUGAUGUAGAGUACGCACAAGCCCCGGCUGUUGAGAACAUGCCCGAUGUAGAAGGCCAUACAACAGACGCCGAAGGCUCAGAUAUAGAUGCCGAGGGUGAGGAAGAUGCCGAAGGCGAGGAAGAUGCCGAGGGUGAAGACGUGGAUGCUGAGGGUGAAGAUGUAGACGACGACGAGGACGAAGCUGAGCCAGUUGGCGCUGUCAAGAUCGCACUGCGGCGUCCUCGGUCCUCCGACGACGAAGAAGAAGACUACGAAGGCGACGACGUCGCAAGAGAAUCCUCCGACGCCAAGUCCAGCGACAGCGAGGAGUCGAGCAAUGCCGAUUCUGAAGAGGAGAAUCAAUGGCAGGCGAGUGAAGAUGGUGAAGAAGACGAGAUCAUCAAGUCGUCCAACCCCAACGUCUGCAUAUACUGCCACCUAGAUGAGGAUAACGACCCAAGUCCAGAGUUCGAAGAGUACCUCUCAUGCGCUAUUUGUGGAGACAAUGCACAUCGGCAAUGCGCCCGUAACGCUAAUACGCUUAGUUCCGAUGACGAUGCAAAGCGUUGGCGCUGCAAUGGUUGCCUUAACAAUUUCCCAACCGAAGGAGAAGAAGAAGAGGCGGAAGAGCCAUCUACUUCUGCUCGCCGACGACGUUCGUCUCUGAACAAGCUGACCAAAGAGUUGCUCCCUUCACAUCGUGGGGUUGAUCCCGAGGGACACUCAAUCUUCAAAGAGCUAAUUAUUCCCGAUGAGCCAGCAGAUGGACUACGUUCGCUGCGCAAACGCAAAACUUCGCAAGAGGAGGAAGCACCGCUGCCGUCGAGGCAAACACGGAAAAAGCGAAGACCUUCUGAAGCGUCCAACUCAGAUGCCGAACCAUCAGUGCCUGCAGUCUCACCCCGGCCACCAUCGAGGAGCGUACGAAGUGCUCGUAGCGUCAUGACGGAUGGUCAUGAGAGUGGAGGCGAAGCAGAGCAGAAUGGAUCAGAUCGAGAGGCUGGUCGCUUACGGCCAGCGCGGGCGCGUCGUGGGCAACCCAAGAGAACUGACAAACGUCCACUCGCAUGGAUCGAAGAGGCUCAAGGCGGGAGCUUGAUCAUAGCUUUUCAUCUUAACAACGAGAAAGUGCAGCAAAUCGUCACUUCUAAACCCAAGAAGAAGACGCUCACAAUCGAACAGGAGCGACAGGAGAGACGGCGUGAGAGGGAUAGAGAACGUCGCGAGAGAAACCGACGGGCUGCACAGGCUGCGCGGGAAUCGCCAGAGCUCCUGCAUUAUCCAACAAUACAUGUGCAGCAUGCCACACCCUUCCCGGGCUUCACCGACAAAGAGCCCGACGAGGUCAAGAGCAAGCCCUACGGCGGCGUACUUUCCGAAGCCGACGCUGAUACCUCCAAGACCUAUCCUUCGCCUGCUGACAGGAAGCGCUUUGAUGAUGCUCGUAUCAAGGCCGAAGAAGAGUGGAAAGCGAAGCAGGCUGCACUCUAUCCGCCAGAACCAGCACGCUCACAUAAGCAAGCAGCCACUGCGAGCAAGAUCAAAUGCGUCAACUUCGGUGGAUGGGAAAUCGAUACCUGGCAUGCAGCACCAUAUCCUGAGGAGUACAGUAAAAACAGGGUGCUAUACAUAUGCGAGUUUUGUCUCAAGUACAUGAACUCGGACUAUGUCGCAUGGCGGCACAAGCUCAAAUGCCCGGCGAAGCACCCUCCAGGUGAUGAAAUCUAUCGUGACGGCAAGUACUCUUUCUUCGAGGUCGAUGGCCGGAAGAAUCCUGUAUACUGCCAGAAUCUCUGCCUACUCGCCAAGUUGUUUCUCGGUUCCAAGACACUAUACUACGAUGUCGAGCCCUUCCUGUUCUACGUCAUGACAGAGAACGACAACUUCGGGUGUCAUUUUGUCGGCUACUUUUCGAAAGAGAAGCGUCCGAGCUCGCUUAACAACGUCUCGUGUAUUCUCGUGCUUCCCAUCCACAUGCGCAAGGGCUACGGACAGUACCUGAUCGAGUUCUCAUACCUUCUCACGCGCGUGGAGAGAAAGACUGGAAGCCCAGAGAAACCGCUCAGUGACAUGGGUCUGGUAAGUUAUCGGAAAUACUGGCGGCUUGUUCUGUGCGAGGAGCUACUUCAACAAAAGGCCGCGAUCAGCAUAUCGGCUAUAUCAGACCGCACCGGCAUGACACCGGAUGAUAUCGUAUCAGCGUUAGAAGGCCUACGAGCUCUCGUGCGUGAUCCUGUCACCAAGAAGUACGCGCUACGCCUCGAUUUGAACUACUUCAAGUCGUACAUUGAGAAGUGCAAUGCUGCAGGCAACCCAAAGAUCAACCCUGACUGUCUGAUAUGGACACCGUACGUCAUGGGUCGUCUGGGCCAGUAUGAAGAUGGACCUGCCUUGCAAACAGUGCAACAGCGCGAUGAAGUCGAAGAAGAGGAAAAGUCUGCGCCUGAGGAGGGCGUGCAGAUGGAAAUGGCGAAAACUAACGGUACUGGUGAUGAAGCAGACGCAGCCAUACCCACUCUUGCCGCCGAAGACUCUGUCAACGGUGGUUCGCCAGCUCCAGGUACGCCGCUCGCAAACGGCUCUACCGUGGCACUUGCAGGCUCACAUAUGGACGAGCCGGCAAUCCCACCGUCACGAUACGAGAUCUUCCCUCCCGUACCAGGGCAACCUGCGCAGAGACGCCGACCCGGACGACCCUUUGGAUCACGGCGAAGAACAAGCACUCCAAACCGCGUACGGAACACAUCGCUGUCUAUUCACACGGCCCCAGUAUCAAAGAUUCAACUAUCUCCUAGUAGGGGAGCCAAAAAUCUCAUGUCACCGUCUGCCAAUGGCGCCCUCACGCCAGGCACCAUUUCUCUCCGCAGAACACGAAGCCGGCUUGGUGAAAGCGUCACUAACGGCGAGGAUGUCGAAGAUGGAGGUGCCGUCAAAGCCGUCGUCAUCAACGGACGAAGAAGUACACGCAGCUCCGCUAGCUCUAGAGGAAGCAUCGACUUCAAAGGCAAAGGAAAGGCUUUGCCCAUUGAAGAAGAACACGAUGAAGAUAUCGAUGCGGAUGGCGAUUACGACGAAGAAGAGGGCGAUAUGGAUGUUGAUGCCGAAGGCGAGGAAGACGAUGACAUUAUCAUGCAAGAUGCUUGA
Molecule: messenger RNA, 3201 nt
Organism: Alternaria atra
Lineage: Eukaryota; Fungi; Ascomycota; Dothideomycetes; Pleosporales; Pleosporaceae
Exons: 5
Coding region: 1-3201 (1066 amino acids)
Biological process (GO): regulation of DNA-templated transcription
Molecular function (GO): histone acetyltransferase activity
Source: RefSeq, a predicted model, not a curated record